Cyclospora cayetanensis is the source of this 267-nucleotide messenger RNA. RefSeq names its product small nuclear ribonucleoprotein G. Bases 1 to 267 code for a protein of 88 amino acids. Gene Ontology annotation, molecular function: RNA binding. Gene Ontology annotation, biological process: spliceosomal snRNP assembly; mRNA splicing, via spliceosome. NCBI's taxonomy places the organism in Eukaryota, Apicomplexa, Conoidasida, Eucoccidiorida, Eimeriidae. The transcript is spliced from 2 exons. The record is from RefSeq and is a predicted model, not a curated record. Gene Ontology annotation, cellular component: P granule; precatalytic spliceosome; U5 snRNP.
AUGCCGUCUGUCAUUGGAAAAGCCGGCCCCCCCGCGGAUCUCCGCCGUUUUAUGGAGAAGCGUCUCGACGUACACCUGAGUGGUGGCCGCCGCGUUGUUGGUGUUAUGCGGGGCUAUGAUACGUUCAUGAAUGUCGUUCUAGACAACGCCCUGGAGCUGAGGGGCCGUCCCGGAUCCAAGCAAGUCGAGAGGAAUGAACUCGGGAUGGUUGUUAUUAGGGGGAAUUCUAUUUUAGACUGGGAGUGCCUGGACAAGGUCCGCCCAUGA